Molecule: messenger RNA, 761 nt
Organism: Labeo rohita (rohu)
Lineage: Eukaryota; Metazoa; Chordata; Actinopteri; Cypriniformes; Cyprinidae
Gene: pfdn4
Product: prefoldin subunit 4
Exons: 4
Coding region: 112-519 (135 amino acids)
Biological process (GO): protein folding
Cellular component (GO): cytoplasm; prefoldin complex
Source: RefSeq, a predicted model, not a curated record
CACCAGAUUUUUGAAACGGCAACAGAACCAGGCCCAAACUUAUGAAUACCCACGUGCUCCAUUCCGCCGCCGCUGCUCACGCGCGUGCACGCAGCACGUUUCCCGUUCAAGAUGGCAGCCACCAUGAAGAAAGGAGUGGCAGCUGAAGAUGUCAAUGUAACAUUUGAGGACCAGCAAAAGAUCAACAAGUUUGCCAGGAAUACAAAUCGGAUGUCUGAACUUAAAGAUGAAAUUGAAGCCAAAAAGAAAUCCUUACAGAAUCUAGAAGAUGCCAGCGAUGACCUCAUGAUGUGUGAGGACGAUGCAAUGCUGAUCCCGUAUCAGAUCGGAGACGUGUUCAUCAGUCACUCUCAAGAAGAGACACAGGAAAUGCUGGAGGCAGCAAAGGAAGCCCUGCAGGAUGAGAUCAAAGCGCUGGAGGGUCGUGUUACAUCUAUACAGGAGGUCCUUGGAGAUUUGAAGGUUCAAUUAUAUGCCAAGUUUGGAAACAACAUCAAUCUAGAGGCAGAUGAGAGCUGAGACCUUAAGCAUGUGGACUUGACCUUAUAGACUGUCAGUCUCCAACAGGAUAUAGCAUUUCUACUCUGACAACAAGUUCUCGCCCUGUUUACUCCAGUGAUGUUUGUUGCAUUUCACAUGUCCUUGUGUGUAGUGAAUUAUUUGAGCUGUUGCAUACAGGUGGAUUUGGGGCCGGCUGGAUGAAGCUUCCAGUAAGAGGAAAUAAGAGGCACUGAUGUUAAAAUAAAAAAGCAAAAUAUUUA